UUUCCCGUCUCGAAGAUGACGCUAUCAAUGUCAAAAGUCACUCCGAUAUCUAAUUGCCUCCUCUCGACGAUAUGCAAAUGCGUAAAACGCGGCGACUUUGCAGUUGUAUUAAUAUCACUCGAUCGAACGCAUCGACUGCUGAACACGAUGUGGCGAUUUCUUUUACUUUUCUCGCAAAUCGUUCUGAUAAUCCCGGCGAGAACUUCGCCAGUCAAAAAGGAACCAACCUGUAAGAAUUUAGACGGCUAUAAUGUCUGUCAAAACAAAGGAGUGCUGGUCGAAGUUACACGACGUCACUUCGAAAAUCGAUUGCACAUUAACGACAUGGAUCUUCUGGCGAUUCGGGAGGAUGCCUUCAAAAAUGUAACGGUGACGCAUUUGAAUCUGAACGAAGGAAACCGAAUAUCUGUGCUAACAAGGGGAUCCUUCCAUGGUUUGCCUAACUUGAAGCGUCUUGAUCUGGACAGCAACGUGGUAUCAUUGUCGGAACACCUGUUCGCGGAAUUGCCAAAGUUGGAAGCGCUUUUGUUGAGCUUCAACAAGAUCAAUGCGAUACCGAAGGAUUCGUUCGCUGGUCUAUCGAGCUUAAUGUGGUUAUAUUUGAGUAACAAUGAUAUCCCGGCGAUAGAAGAGGAAUCUUUUUCGAAUUUAAAUCCCGGACUGCUGUACCUGUGGCUCAAUAACAAUAAAAUCUCACAUGUGGCGCCUGGCGCCUUCGCCGAGUUAACCGAAUUGAAUCGUCUGCAUUUAGACGACAAUCAAUUGCAGAUUUUACCGAGCGGCGCCUUUCGAGGAUUAAACAAGUUGGAAUUUCUCUACCUAGAUCAUAAUCUGAUAACGAGCGUUUCCAGGACGCUUUUCAGUGAUUUAGUCAGUCUGAAGAAACUUCAUUUUGGGCACAAUAAAAUCAGCUCUCUUGAGCCGGGAACGUUUCAGGAUGUGUCUCAGCUAGAGGACCUACCACUGAAUGGAAACAAACUAUCUCAUAUUAAAGUCGGCACUUUUGCAGGGCUCUCCAAACUGAAAUAUCUCAUACUAUCUGAUAAUAACAUCCACACGGUAGAUAACGGCGCAUUCUCUGAUCUCGUUGAAUUGCAGAGUCUCGAUUUAACCUCUAAUAACAUCACUGAAAUCGAUAAGAAAAUAAGCGGUCUUUCAUCUGAGGUUUCUGUCUUUUUGACGCCUUAGAAAUCUGUUUAUUUCCCAAUGCGGAAUUUGUUUGCAACAUUGAAAUAGUAAAUAAAUCUUUUUAUUGCAAAAUG
This is a messenger RNA of Linepithema humile (Argentine ant), 1262 nucleotides long. Its product is annotated as insulin-like growth factor-binding protein complex acid labile subunit. The record is from RefSeq and is a predicted model, not a curated record. NCBI's taxonomy places the organism in Eukaryota, Metazoa, Arthropoda, Insecta, Hymenoptera, Formicidae. Gene Ontology annotation, cellular component: extracellular matrix. Gene Ontology annotation, molecular function: protein binding.